AUUUGCUUAUUUGCUUUCGGGCACCCUUCUGCGUCACUUUAAAGCUAUGUAUUCUACAAUCCAACGGCUUAACACCCUUUCAAGCCUAUGGGUUAAUGCACUUUUUUUUCUGUGUCUCUGGAUCACAGUAUCCACUUAUUUUGAUAAUAAAUAUGCAACUUCUAAUGUAAAACUGAUUUCUGCCCAGCGAAAAACGGCACGGAUAUCCUAUUCAUUUCGAAAUAUAAGGCAGGAAUAUGCCUUUAUAAGGUUUGAGCUUGAUACGGAUGUUAGGCCGCUAUUUGAAUGGAAUACUAAACAAGUUUUUAUAUAUGUAGUAGGAUCAUAUGUAUCCUCGAAGAAUUAUCCGUAUAAUGAGGUUAUCAUAUGGAGUCGUACGAUUCGACGUAAGAAAGAUGGAAUGAUACGUGUUAGAAACCAAGAGAAUGUAUAUUCAUUCAAUGAUAUUGAAGGGAGUUUUAUGAAUAAGAAUUUAACGCUUUGUAUGUAUUAUAAUAUAAUGCCACAGGUAGGUAUUUUGAAAUGGGGGAAUGGUAGUCCAUCGGGUAGAAUGCGAUUUUCAUAGUGAUAAUGAAUAUUUUUUUAAUAUAAAUGUUUUUUUGAAAAAAAAG
Pneumocystis carinii B80 is the source of this 611-nucleotide messenger RNA. RefSeq lists its product as hypothetical. The coding region runs from base 47 to 565 and encodes 172 amino acids. NCBI's taxonomy places the organism in Eukaryota, Fungi, Ascomycota, Pneumocystomycetes, Pneumocystales, Pneumocystaceae. The transcript is spliced from 5 exons. The record is from RefSeq and is a predicted model, not a curated record. Gene Ontology annotation, biological process: protein targeting to ER. Gene Ontology annotation, cellular component: membrane; signal peptidase complex.